CUGCCCACAUGUGCCCCCCUUGCGCGUACACACAUCCCUGCCCACAUGCCCGGUACUGGCGGCCAGUGGCGGGAAGUAGGACUGGACAUCGAUGGUCGCUGUUUCCGAAACAUCAAUGUUUUUCUUCCGAUGGUAGUGUUUUACCAUUCGAUGGUGAGCUUCCAAUGUUUGCCACCAUCGAAUGGUGAUCAUUCACUGGUGUUCCGAGGGUUGAUAUUUUUUUUAAUUUUAUUUUUUAUUCCUCAUAGUAUGCUUUCCCUGGCUGCUGUGUCCUCAUCAGUGAAUCUUCCGAAAGGGAUAGGGGGAGGGUUCUAUCAUAGGGGGUUGUGUGUGCAGGUUUCUAUCUUCCCCGAAUCCGGUGCACACACUGUACACAUCCGGUGGCCGCUUUGCACUGCAGCAAUCUCGCGGUGCCUGGCAGGAGCUGGUAUCAUUACCCGGGAAACGGUGUAUGUAACCAGCCCAGUGUAGUCAGUGCGGGCGGGUACCCGGCCACCGACAUUGCGGCGCGAUGUCAGACACAUGGAGCUCCAUCCAGGCUCACAAGAAGCAGCUGGACUAUCUGCGGGAACGGCUGCAGCGGCGGCGGAAGGAUGUCACGACCCAGCUUGCCCUGGAUCUGCAGAACCCGGAGGCCGGCCUGGCUCCAUCCCUCCGCAGUGACAGCCCUGUCCCCUCAGCUCCGGCACAGUCCUCCAAAGGCGGCAGCGGUUCUACCGAGGUGACCCCAGACCCCGAGCUGGAGAAUAAACUCCUGGACCACCUGUCAGACCUGUCCCUGGUGCUGCCGGCGGACUCGGUAUCUAUCCAGCAGGCUAUUACCACGCCAGAUUUUCCUGUGUCGCGCCAAGCUGUUGAAAGCCUUUUACAGAAAUUUGCUGCCCAAGAGCUAAUUGAAGUAAAAGGCUGGGAACAUGAAGAUGAUGACCGACCUACUGUAGUAACUUAUGCUGAUCAUUCUAAACUUUCUGCUAUGAUGGUAGCAGUAACUGAAAGAAAAGGUCCAACCAUUGCAUCAGGGGCCAAGAAGAGAAGAAUUCAGGAAAGUGAACCCUCGUCUAUAUCAUUAGCUGUCUCUGCAGCAGGUACUUCAGGUGAGAAAAAAAUAUCAGAACCCCAAAAGAAGGCACGUAAACAUGCAUCUCAUGUGGACCUGGAAAUAGAAAGCUUGCUGAGUCAACAAUCCACCAAAGAGCAACAAAGCAAAAAGGUAAGUCAAGAGAUCCUAGAGCUUCUAAACACCAGCACAGCCAAGGAGCAGUCCAUUGUGGAGAAAUUCCGAUCCCGUGGGAGGGCUCAGGUCCAAGAGUUUUGUGACUAUGGGACUAAAGAAGAAUGCAUGAGAGGGGCAGGAGCGGACACUCCGUGUCGGAGGCUGCACUUUAGGCGCAUCAUUAAUCUGCAUACUGAUGAGUCUCUCGGUGACUGCUCCUUUCUGAAUACUUGUUUCCACAUGGACACUUGUAAAUAUGUUCAUUAUGAGAUUGAUGCAUGGGUAGAGACUGGAGCGACAGUAGUGGGAUUGGAAUCUACUCCUGGCCAAGAAAUGCCCCUAGUUAAAGGAGUUGGAGACCCAAGUGUAGGACGUCUUUUCCCCCCACAGUGGAUCCGUUGUGAUAUACGAUAUUUGGACGUGAGCAUCUUGGGCAAGUUCUCAGUGGUAAUGGCUGACCCACCAUGGGAUAUUCACAUGGAGCUGCCCUAUGGGACAUUGACUGAUGAUGAAAUGAGGAAACUGCAGAUCCCAGUACUGCAGGAUGAUGGAUUUCUCUUCCUCUGGGUCACUGGAAGGGCUAUGGAACUGGGCCGGGAAUGCUUGAAGCUGUGGGGAUAUGAGCGAGUGGAUGAAAUUAUUUGGGUAAAAACCAAUCAGUUGCAGCGAAUUAUACGGACUGGGCGUACUGGCCAUUGGCUUAAUCAUGGCAAGGAGCACUGCUUGGUUGGUGUUAAAGGAAACCCUCAGGGUUUUAAUCGAGGUCUGGACUGUGACGUAAUUGUGGCAGAGGUCCGUUCUACAAGUCACAAGCCUGAUGAGAUCUAUGGGAUGAUUGAACGUCUCUCUCCUGGCACCCGCAAGAUUGAACUUUUUGGACGCCCACACAAUGUGCAGCCAAACUGGAUCACAUUAGGAAAUCAGCUAGAUGGGAUUCAUUUAUUAGAUCCAGAUGUGGUCGCUCGAUUUAAGCAACAGUAUCCAGAUGGAGUUAUUUCAAAACCGAAGAACAUGUGAACACCUUUUAUCCAAAUGGACAUGAAGAAUGUUUUGUUUAUGUUUGUUUUUUUCAAAGGAAUUUGGUUAUGAAUUGUAAAUAGUAAUUUUAUGGUAUUGUUUCUAUUUGCUAAUGUAUUCAAAAAAAUAAAACCUGAAUGAAAAAAUCAAGAAACCAUGUUUCCCUUCACAUUA
Molecule: messenger RNA, 2404 nt
Organism: Pseudophryne corroboree (corroboree frog)
Lineage: Eukaryota; Metazoa; Chordata; Amphibia; Anura; Myobatrachidae
Gene: METTL3
Product: methyltransferase 3, N6-adenosine-methyltransferase complex catalytic subunit
Exons: 11
Coding region: 512-2230 (572 amino acids)
Cellular component (GO): RNA N6-methyladenosine methyltransferase complex; nucleus
Molecular function (GO): mRNA m(6)A methyltransferase activity; mRNA (2'-O-methyladenosine-N6-)-methyltransferase activity
Source: RefSeq, a predicted model, not a curated record